Molecule: messenger RNA, 912 nt
Organism: Lasiosphaeria miniovina
Lineage: Eukaryota; Fungi; Ascomycota; Sordariomycetes; Sordariales; Lasiosphaeriaceae
Exons: 2
Source: RefSeq, a predicted model, not a curated record
CUCUCUUUAACCACAAACGAUGUGCUAGUCGACACGGGAGCAAACGGAUACAUUUUCGUGAGCCGAAACUUUGCCAACAAGAUGCAAAACUUGCUACACCUCGAACCAGUUAUAGACCCCGACCCAAGACGGGUAGGCGGUUACGACAACAAAUCUCAACAAACCAUCGAGGAACUCCUAGAAGCUAACCUAGUAAUCCAACACCGUACGAUCAAGGACGAGUACCUAAUUGUGGUAGACUGCGUUCACGACCUAAUGAUCGGCCGGAAAUGGCUCGACUACCACGACGUACUCGCCGAUACGCGGCGUCGUAGGUUGUUAUUCCCUGAGGAAUGGGAACUCGACCCGAGCUGGUGGACUACCAUUUCUAUGGACCAGUCGGAACUGGGACAACCCAACCCUAUAUAUCAAGAGGAUGUCAAGAAGAGAGAGCUAGCCAUAGAAAAAGAAGACAAGCGCCGGCGCGACGGCAGACUCGUACGGGCACGAAGAGACGAGCUAGAACGGCAGGAAUCUGCUAGGUUCACGGUGGAAGACCCACGAACGCCGGAACCUAUCAUGACGAUACCCACAUUCCGACCGACACUCCUUCAACGCUCGUCCCGCCUGCUGAGCGAGCAAGUCGACGUCAUGACAUUGCACGAGCUAGAUAAACGCAUCUCGGAACUGAAGGAACUACCGGAGGGCGCCGAUGGACUAGACCAAGACGACAGGAAGUUACGAGAGCAAGUCCUAAGGGACCUUCCGUCACCAUAUCACGACUUCCUAGAUGUGUUUAGCAAGGUUCAAUCCGACAUUCUAGCCCCGAGGCGAGGUCCGGUGGAUCACAGAAUUCGCCUCUUACCAGACAAAGAGCCCGAGGAUUUGGGAUACAGCCCCCUAUACAAGAUGUCCCUGGAGGAGCUGGAGGCU